This is a messenger RNA of Parasteatoda tepidariorum (common house spider), 6351 nucleotides long. RefSeq lists its product as uncharacterized. The record is from RefSeq and is a predicted model, not a curated record. Gene Ontology annotation, cellular component: nuclear body. Gene Ontology annotation, biological process: termination of RNA polymerase II transcription. Lineage: Eukaryota; Metazoa; Arthropoda; Arachnida; Araneae; Theridiidae. Gene Ontology annotation, molecular function: protein binding; transcription termination site sequence-specific DNA binding; helicase activity.
UCAUCAUCAUCAUCGAAAGAAAAAGAAAAUAAAUAAAUAAACAAGCUUGUAAUGGACGUCCAGUGAUUAUUACUUUAGUUACAGUUAUGGCUUGUAUGGAAUUUUAUUUGAAGCAAAUAUCACCAUGCACGGGCGAUCCUCUUAUAAUUUCUUUAGAUUCAAACACAAAAGAAAUUGGUCGAUCUGCCAUUCCUGCAUUAGAACAGUACACUCAGAUAUCUCGACGUCAUGCUAAAAUUACAAAAAUAAACCAUGGCGAGUGGGUAAUUGAAGACCUUAAUAGCAUGAAUGGAGUAUUUGUUGAACAUAAACUAAUUGGUAAGAGAGGGAAGCGCAAACUAAAUGUUGGAGAUACCAUUGGUUUUGGAGUAUCAAAUGUUGGUGAUCCUUUAGGUUUGGUUUGUAUAUUUAUGGUUAAAUUAAAAGAAGUAAAAAAUGAACCUAUUGAGAUUGUGACUUUAUCAGACGAUGAAAACGAAAUCAAUAAAUCUUCCAAUUCUAAUAUUAGCCAAGUUGAUACCACCACGGGUGUUGAUGCAACACCAAAUGCCUCUUCAAAUAUUUUACCUACUCCAAGGUUCUCAUUUUUAUCUGAAACAAGUACAGGUGCAACUUCAAAUAAAAGUACUCUUAAAAAGAAUGCUGCUGUUUCUUCAGCUAAAGUUAUGACAUCACAUAAUGAUAUUGAUAAUGAAAAUAAUCUGCCUCCCAAUGUUGUUAGUCAAGUUGACAUUUCCAAAGGUACUGCUGCUACACAUACUUCCAAUUUAAAUACUUUAUCAUCCCAUAAGCGCUCAUCUUUAGCUGAAAUCAGUUCAGUAACAAACGAUCUUACAUCAAGCUGUUUAUCUUCUAAUUCAACUGCCCUUAAAGAAAGUACUGUAAAAAACAAUAAUGUUACGUCUAAUAAUUUGUCAUCAGAUAAAACUGUGGCAUUAUCCAAUGAGGACAAUAAUUGUGAAAAUAGUUCAUCUUCCAAAUUUUUUGGCCAAUCCAUCAGCUCUAAAGAGACUGAUAAAACACUCAGACUUUUGAAUGUUUCAUCUCCUAAUUUUUCAUCUGUAUCUAAUUUAAAUAGAUCUAAAAGCGCUAUUUCGAACAAUAUAUCUUCUAGCCCGUCGUCUUCACCAGACAAAAGUACUGUUAAAAGUUUGCAGCAGUUACCUAAUAAAUGUAUUACUAAAACUAUCAGGGAUUCAGAGGAUUCCUCCAAUAGGUGUCUAGUAACAAGCGAUUUGGAUGAGGAUGACACAAAAUUAAUAAAAGAGUGUGCUGUGCAUUUAGUUAAAUGUGAUUCUAGUAGUUUUAAUUUGCCAGCCGAUGUGAAAAAACCGGCUAUUCUGAAGAGGACACUUUCAGAUUCUGUAAAAGAAAAAAAUACGAAAAAACAAAGAAAUGAUUAUCAUAAUGAAUCUGAAAACUUUCAAACUAAUAAUAGUCUCACCAAUCGAAGAGAUUUUAAUGCUAAAUUACCAAAUGUUACAUUUGUAGCUGAUGAAAGAUUGAAUAAUAAAAUGGAUGAUGAUAAUAGAUUUGAAAAUAUUGAUGAUAAUAUUGGGUACUCUCAGGUAGAAGAAGUUAUUUGCAUUUCAGAUGAUGAUUCUUAUUUAGAUUUCACUUCUUCUCAACCUAUAAAAUUAGAGCCUGUAGAUGAUGAAGAUGAGGAUUUUAGAAUUCUAGAUGAAUUACCUGAGGAAAAUGAUAUUGAAAUUGAAUUUGAUUCAGGUGCUAACAGUGAAUCAAUUGAAGCAAUUCAUAAUUUUAUGGAACAUGCUGAGUUAUCUACCGUAAAUAUAAAAGUUGAAAAAGGUGAUAGCUCAGACCUGGAAAAUCUUCAUAAAACUCCAUUAAAUACUGAAUCUGCUACUAAUGCAAUAGAAGAAACAUACAAUUCAAAUCCCAGUCGAGAGUUUGAUUGCCAUCCCAACACUCUUGAAAAAGGUUCUGAUUAUGAACAAAAUUCUGAAAGGAGAAAAUUUAAAGAUUCUAAUUCAUCAAGUUUCAUAGAUAAAUUUGAUAAGAGAAAACUAAAUUCAAAUGUCAAAUCUAAAUUAAAGAUGACUGAUCCGUUGCCUAUUAAACGCAGAGGGCGUCGAUUACGUGGUAGAGAAGAAUGGUUUGAACCAAGUGAAGAGGAUGGUUCUUCAGAAAAGUCUGAAAGCUUAGGAAAUACUAAUAAUUUUAAAGCUGAUAUUUCAAAUUCUUCAAAGAGAAAACAGAAAUAUGUUUCUUCACCUUCCUCAGUCAAGAGUUCAAAUAAGAGCAAAUUACCUACUGAAAAGUCACGUUGCAAACAUAUUAAUUCUAAAGAUGAAAUGCACCUUACCAAGAAAGAAAAAUUAAGAAUGAUUGAAUUAAAGAGAGUGGAACAAGCUGCAUUAAAUGCCCAACCUGUUUUUAAAAAACCUGCUCCUGUGAAGAAAAGGAAUGACAAUUUCGGUUCUCGCUCACAGUUCUUAACAGCCCUGCCUAGUGAAGUUGAAGUUGUUGCUAAACCUAGCACUUCAAAUCAGAAUAAAAAAGAACUGAAAAGUAAACCCUUAGGAAAGAGGGCUAUGAACAAUGUACUUUCUUCUUCCAAUUCUGUAUCUAAAAAUAAUCUUGCGUCUAAAAAUGUUCCUGCUGGCCACCAUCCUGCUAUGAAAGGUUCAUCAGUUUCAAAUGGAACAGCAAAUAAAAAUAUAACAAAUGAUUCAAACGUUAAAAUGGUAAACAACAAAGCUUUUUCAUCUUCCGCAUCAUCCAAAGAACAGUCAAUUUCUAAAAGUUCUGGGUUUGAUCCUAGAUUAAAUAAAAAGCAAUUCAGACACCAACCUAAAGAUAAAGACAUUCAAGUUCCCAAGUGGAACCAAGACAAAACAAAUGCACCCAUUGCAGUAGUAUCUGAAAUCUUAAAUUCUUCUAAAGAAAACCACAAAAAUGUCAUUAGGCAAACAGUAAAUGCCCAUGACUUAAGUAGGUCUGCUUUACCUAAGCAUCCUCCUACUGUGAAAAUAAGUUUUUAUACUGUCUUGGAGAAAAUAGUAGGCCUAAAUGUAAAAUGGAUUCUGGAACAAAAGAAGCAACCGUUACCCCCACCAGAUGUUAGCAAAGGAGCCAUUGAGCUUCCUUUAUAUUUUGAGUCUUAUGAGCAUUACAUAUCAGUUUUUCAGCCAAUGCUUAUGCUUGAAAUAUGGGAGGAAUUAUGCAAAGAAGCUCAACCAAUUCUAAAUUCAAUCAAGGAUAAAGUUCUCAAUAAAUUUUAUUUUAGUAUAAAAGGUUUUAGAAAUGUAAAUAACUUUUCUGUAUACGAGUGUGAAUCUCUGAUAAAUUCACAUUCUCCAAGGCCACUAGAGGGUACAUUAGUUAUUUUAGAGAUUAAGACUGUCGAAUCAAGAAUUAGUCCUAUUUUAGGUUAUAUUAAUAAUUACCAAAUUGUGAAUGCUUCGAGAGCAGAAAAACCUUCCGAGUGGAAUAAUGUGGAUCCACAAUGGACAAGGAAUGCAGAUUUAUGGAAAUUUUCUAUUUUUGCAAAAAUUCGGAGUUUAUCUCCGAAGCUUGGAGAAAUCAUGAAAGGGAAUGUUGUAUUCUCAAUUAAAAAUAAAUUGCGUUUAGCUGAUGCUUUAAAGAGUCUUCAAAGUUCACCUUUAUGCAGGUGUAUACUUAGACCAGAUCAAAGGAUUUGUUCUGUAGAUUAUCCUUCUGCUACUCACACUUCCAGAGACUUUAGUCCAAGUCAGAAAGUUGUUAUUGAAGGUGUUAGUGAAGAACUUUCGAAACCUAAACAAGAAAGCAAAAUGAUAUUGCUUCAGGGCCCACCAGGUACUGGGAAAACGCAUACAAUUGUGGGUUUACUGGAUAGUUUAAUAUUUAGUAACGCUGUUUCUAAUAAGAAAAUCUUAGUUGUUGCUCCAUCUAAUGCUGCCAUUGAUGAAAUUGGUUGUAGACUUAUUGACUUUAAUGAAAAAGUCAGUUACACGAAAAGGCAAAUUAGAUUUGUUCGUAUUGGCUUAGAUAAAAAUAUGAAUACAAAAAUGAAGCCCUAUUUCCUGGAUGAAAAAGCUAUUUCAUUUUACGAUGAAGAGCGUAAAAAGUCAGAGCGAUACAAGAAGCUAGAAUUAGAUGAGAAAUUAAAAAAGAUAAAAAAAUUGCAGGAAGAAAUGAAAAGGCAUCCUAGUUAUCAGAAAAAGAAAACUAUAGACAGUCUUCUACUGCAAUACAAAAAUAUAGAGGAAGAAAAAAGAAAUAAAGCAACUGAUAAAACAAUAAAGCAAAUCAAAAUGAACAUACUCAAAGAUUGUAAUGUUAUUUUGUCUACUUUAGGAAGCUGUUGUCAGGGUAUGAUGAUAUCUGCUUUCCAUAACGGAUUUAUUUCAUUUUCUGCUUGCAUCAUUGAUGAAGCCACUCAGUGCACAGAGAUAGAAAUAUUACAGCCACUGACAUUUAACAUUAGUAAGCUCAUUUUAGUUGGGGACCACAAUCAAUUACCAGCUACUGUAAGUUCUCAAUUGGCUCUGAGAAAAAAUUUUGAUCGUUCUAUGUUCGAGAGAUUUUAUAUGUAUUUUUCAGAUAAAUCUGUAAAUCCAGUUUUCAUGUUAACUGAACAAUUUAGAAUGCACUCAGAGAUAUGUAGGUUUCCAUCAAAAUUUUUUUACGAUGGGAAACUGAUAACCGUACCUGAUAACGACAUCAGAUAUCGACAUUUUCCGGUUUAUCCUUACAUUGUUUAUGACAUUUUAGAUAGUCAAGAAACCAACUGUGCAUCCUCGAAAACAAACUGUAACGAAGCUAGAGCAAUUGCAAGCUUAUGCACAGAAUUAAUUCGUUUGGAGUCGAAUGCCACCAUUGGUAUCAUCACUCCUUAUCAAGCUCAGGUAAAAUUAUACAGAGAUACCUUACAUCAUAAUCCUGGUUACAAAAAUAUUGAAAUAAAUACUGUUGACAGUUUUCAAGGAAGAGAAAAAGAUAUAAUUAUUGUGUCUUGUGUUCGUGCUAACAGCUCUUCAGGUGGUAUAGGUUUUUUAUCUUGUAGAAAAAGAUUGAAUGUGGCUAUAACUCGAGCACGCCAUUGUCUCAUCGUAUGCAUUCAUUCUCGUACUUUAGAAAUCUGUGAUUAUUGGAAAGAUCUUAUUAAUGAUGCAAGGAAAAGACGCUGUUUCGCAACUGUUCCUACUAGUAAAGAUAUGCCUCAAAUUUUUUAUGAAACUCUUAGAAAAAGAUUAUAAUGCAAUAUUUUCUAGAUUUUAGUACAUUUCUAUCUAUGCAAUUUAUUAAGUGAGUGAGGAAAAUGAAUUUGCUUUGUAUAUGACUAAAAGAUGGAUAUAGCCAAAUGUUAUGGCCAUGGGUGUCAUUGGUGGGGUGUAUGUCCCCUAAUAAAUAAAAUCCAUAUAAUCCCCACUAAAGUUUCGAGACUAAUGAAAAUUUUCAUGAAUUGUCAUCAAUUGAAAUUCUUUAAAGUGAAAAACAAGAAAAGGAUAAAAAUAAUUAUUUUUUUUGUAGGUACUUAGCUCAUAAAAAUUUAUUUUUCUUAUAUGGGGAGUUUUGAAUAUUAUGACUUCAUUUUAGUUUCCACCCCCUCAAAAAUUGGGCCUGGGACACCUGUGGUUAUAGCUAAAAGUGGCAAUAAUGCAAUAUUCUUAGUGCACUUACUCUUCAUCAAAUGUGUGAAAAGAAUGUGCUAUGUACAUAAUUGUAAAAAAAGAAGAACAAAAAAAUGUAUAUCAUUACUAAUCUGAAAUUAAUGUGUCGACGAAAAAUAUAUGGGUGUUUCUAAUACUUAUUAAUCUGUAUAUAUUUAUACCAGCUGGUACUGUUAUAACCGAAAAAAAUUAUGAAAGCCAAAUGUUGCCUGUGUUCAUGUAAAAUCUUUACCUUUCAUAAUUUGUUUGCUUAAGUCGGAAUAACUUCUUUUUUUUAAUCAUUAGUUCAAGUUCAAAAUAAUAUUUAGAAACAGAAGGAUCUAUUCAUUUUAUACAAUAUUGUAAAUAAUUAUUGUUAUUGUAUUUAAUUAUAUUUUUGUUACACUUAACAAUUGCUGGGAAGAUUUCUAUAUUGGUAUCUGCUCUAAAAUAAUACCGAAUUUUGGUGACCACUGGGUUGUGGUGCGAAAUUGGAGAAAAAAAGCUCAAGAGGUUAACAAGCAGGUGACAACAAGCUCUGAACAACAAGCAGGUAAAUUUCUAGAUAUUUAAAAAAUUUUUUUUUCAAACACAAAAACCCUUUAGAAAUGGUAGUUGGCACGAACAGUUACUGAUAUAGAAAUAUACCCUUGUCGAAGAAUGUAUAUUUGAUUUUGUGAAUAGUAUGUAUUAACACAGUAAUUUUUUCAUACCCUUUUCGACUGAUAAAGAAAUAGUUCCUUUACUUUAAUUA